This is a messenger RNA of Lolium perenne, 1014 nucleotides long. RefSeq lists its product as uncharacterized. Gene Ontology annotation, molecular function: protein binding. The record is from RefSeq and is a predicted model, not a curated record. NCBI's taxonomy places the organism in Eukaryota, Viridiplantae, Streptophyta, Magnoliopsida, Poales, Poaceae.
AUGACCAGCCACCGGUGCCGACCGUCAUCCGUGGUACUGUCACCUCCUCUGGAAGACGACGACCUACUCCACGAGAUCCUACUUCGCCUGCCCCCACAGCAGUCCUACCUCCUGCGUGACUCGCUUGUCUGCAAGCGUUGGCGGCGUCUCACGGCCGACUCCCACUUUCUCCAACGCUUCCAUCUCCACCACCAGAGGCCUCCCCACCUAGGCGUCUUCUCGCAACCUGGCUGGAGCAUUAUCUUCACACCGACGCUGGACUCACCCUGCCGCAUACCUCCCAAGUGCUUCUCCCUACGGCUCAACAAUUGGCUGGGCUGGGAUUUGGCCGAGUGUCGCCAUGGACGUGUGCUCCUCCUCAACUGGCGGAAGCAUCAAGUCAUGGUGUGGGACCCCAUCACCAACAACUGCAGCCUUGUGGACUUUCCACCAGAGAUCUACAUAAUCUACACCGUGGCGGCGCUGUCUGCCAACGACAAGGGUCACGUCCAUGGUAGCUGUCAGUUGUGGCCUUUUAAAGUGGUCCUGCUGCGCACCUAUGUCGGCGAUGGCGAUCAAACCGUCACGGGUGUUUACUCCUCCAACACCGGCUUAUGGGGUGAUCUCACCUCAACAGUUCUUCCAGAUAAGUACAGGGGUAUUUGUAUGGAUAUUUCCAGUUCAAGCACACUUGUUGGUAGCGCCCUUUACUGGUUGAGUAGCAGUGCUAUAGUUGCGUUUGAUACGGAUAAACAAAGGCUAGCUGUGAUCGUGAAUCCUUUUAGGGCUAAACGUGUUGACACUGUUCAGAUCAUCCAAGCGGAGGAUGACGGUCUUGGCUUAGCUGCUUUCCAUGGUGCUGACUACAACCAACGCUGCCUCGAAAUAUGGGAGAGGAAUCCUAAUCCUUAUGGCGUUGCUACAUGGAUGUUGAGCAAGUCCGUUAUACCGCAGAAGAUAUUUGUGAAUUACACGGCGAUGCCACAUGUAGUGCAAUAUGUGGAGAGUGUUCUUGCAAUAUUUGUACGGGUGUAA